Plenodomus lingam JN3 is the source of this 2316-nucleotide messenger RNA. NCBI's taxonomy places the organism in Eukaryota, Fungi, Ascomycota, Dothideomycetes, Pleosporales, Leptosphaeriaceae. The record is from RefSeq and is a predicted model, not a curated record.
AUGAAGGGCUUCAGGCAACGAGUCUCUGAACAGCUCUCUCGAAGCAAGGACAGCAAGUCCUCGAAGAAGAAAGACUCGACCUCUGGCACCGCCUCGCCCUCUCUCGGUUCCUCCAAUUCGCCCUCGGGCUCAGCCCAAGCUACCCCUUCUUCGUCGCAGACCCAGCUCACCGAUGCGCGCAACAAGAUCCAGCCGGCCGUGGAAGCCCCUGCAGGCCAUGCGGGCCCGUCGCAACCAAAUCCACAACCCGUCUCUGGCUCGCUCGCGGCAGGGCCACAGUUUGGACAGCAAGGCGUCAUGAGUCCUGCCGUUGCUGGUAACGCUGGCGCUGCCGGCCCAGGCACUCCUUCCCGGCUUGGGCAGCCGCUGGCACCCAGUGUUAUUAUCAGCCCUAGCGCUCCUCACAUUCCUCCCCCAGGCGCUGCUGAGACGAUGCCCGGCGAUCUUGCGCCUCCCAAGGCGGGCCAAAAGUCUCUCAUCUUCGACCGCUUGCAGGCCACGCCCAAGGACAACAUUGAGGGCUUGAGGACACCCAAGAGGCAACAUUCGUCACGAUUCGACAUCUCAGAUCAACGUCAGCGAGAGCUUGAGAAGCUGCCUGGGUUCCAUGAAGUGCCUCCAAACAAGCGUGAGGAGCUCUUCAUGCAGAAGAUCGACCAAUGUAACAUCAUAUUCGACUUCAACGACGCAAGUGGCGACAUGAAGUCCAAGGAGAUCAAGCGCUUGGCCUUGCACGAGCUUCUCGACUAUGUCGCCAACAACAGACAGGUCAUCACGGAAAAGAUGUACCCCCGAGUAGUUGAGAUGUUUGCCAAGAACCUGUUCAGGCCCAUUCCGCCGCCCAUGAAUCCACAAGGCGAGGCUUUUGAUCCUGAUGAGGACGAGCCAGUUCUCGAGGUCGCAUGGCCACAUAUUCAGGUCGUUUACGAAUUCUUCCUUCGAUUCAUAGAAAGUCAGGACUUCAACACCAAUAUCGCCAAGGCAUACAUAGACCACAGUUUUGUUCUCAAUCUUCUCGAAUUGUUCGACUCUGAGGAUCCCCGAGAGCGCGACUUCCUGAAAACCACACUGCAUCGCAUCUACGGGAAGUUUCUCAAUCUCCGCUCCUACAUUCGACGCUCCAUCAACAAUGUCUUUUUCCAGUUCAUCUACGAAACAGAACGCUUCAAUGGAAUCGCCGAGCUCUUGGAGAUUCUUGGAUCGAUUAUCAACGGUUUUGCCCUACCGUUGAAGGAAGAACAUAAGCUCUUCCUCACACGAGUGCUCAUUCCAUUACACAAAGUGAAGAGUCUGAGCAUGUAUCACCCUCAGUUGGCGUACUGUAUUGUCCAGUUUUUGGAAAAGGAUGCCGCCUUGACAGAAGAGGUUGUCCUCGGGCUACUACGCUACUGGCCCAAGGUGAACAGCACCAAAGAAGUCAUGUUCCUGAACGAGGUCGAGGACAUCUUCGAGGUCAUGGAUCCUGCCGAAUUUGCAAAGGUCCAGGAGCCAUUGUUCAACCAGUUGGCCAAGUCUGUUGCCAGCCCUCACUUCCAGGUUGCCGAGAGGGCACUUUACUUUUGGAACAAUGAAUACUUCUGCAACCUCGUCAGUGACAAUGUCGAGGUCAUUUUACCCAUCAUGUUCGCGCCUCUCUAUGAGAAUUCCAAGGGACAUUGGAACAGGACCAUUCACGGUAUGGUAUACAAUGCCAUGAAACUUUUCAUGGAAGUCAACCCUCAAUUAUUCGACGAUUGUUCCCAUGAUUACGCCGAAUCGCAAAACAAUGCUGGUCAAAGACAGCAAAGUCGGCAGGAUCGGUGGGACAAGCUCGCGAAGCUUGCGGAAGCGCGCCAGAAUGGGACAGUAGAGAAGGCAGCAGUCAACCCGGCGACUGCUGCGUCGCCCAUGCGCUUAGAUGAUUCCGACCCGCUCAGUCAAGGGCGACUGGAAAACCUCCGUCUGCAAGACGACGGCGGCGCCGCCCCGAGAGACAGGCGGCCCAAGGAAUAUGAGCGCCAGAGUAGUCAAACCUCGGUUUUUUAUUUCUUCUUCCUUCCCUUGUUCAAGAGUGUGUUUGCAUUUUGGGUUCACAGGUGGAUUGAUCUGACGUCUCGUGCUUUGCGUCUUUGCAGCGCCGGCAUCACACAUCGCAGGAGCAUCACGUAUCCAGUGCUCGGCGCCCGGCUGGUCGACCGCGGAGCAACAGCCGUCCUAAUUCUUCUGGCAACCCUGUUGUCGCUUCUCGGGCGCCCAGCGGACGUGCAAGAGCCAACUCUGGUGGUGGCAGCAUUCCGAAAGUGGGUUGAUUACGGGUUCAUUACUUUGGCUACAUAG